Molecule: messenger RNA, 1057 nt
Organism: Rana temporaria (common frog)
Lineage: Eukaryota; Metazoa; Chordata; Amphibia; Anura; Ranidae
Product: olfactory receptor 5B12-like
Exons: 1
Coding region: 1-933 (310 amino acids)
Biological process (GO): G protein-coupled receptor signaling pathway
Cellular component (GO): membrane
Molecular function (GO): G protein-coupled receptor activity; olfactory receptor activity
Source: RefSeq, a predicted model, not a curated record
AUGAGAAAUCAGUCAAAAAUAAAUGAAUUGUUCCUCUCUGGAAUUUCGGCCCAUGCAGCUCUACAGCUCCCUCUAUUUCUGAUCUUCCUUGUCAUCUACCUUCUGACAAUAAUCUGGAAUUCUCUGAUCAUUGUCCUCAUAGUCACCGAUUCUCACCUCCAUGUUCCUAUGUAUUUCUUCCUCGGGAACCUGGCCGGCAUAGACCUCUGUUUUUCCUCGGUCACCGUCCCGCGAAUGUUAUUUGACCUUCACACCAAGACAAGAAACAUUUCCAUAAAGGCUUGUAUAACCCAAUUCUUCUUCUUUAUAUUCUUUGCCGGUUGUGAAGAUUGUCUUCUGUCUGCCAUGUCCUAUGAUAGAUAUACCGCCAUUUGUCGGCCAUUACAUUACACACAGAUCAUGAGUUGGAAAGUGUGUGUACAGUUGAUGACAAUUGUGUGGUGUCUCGGUUUUAUCCAUUCUUAUAUUCACACACUUAAUGCAUCCAAUUUAACAUUUUGUGGAUCAGAUAUUAUAGAAAGUUUCUUCUGUGACCUUCCUCAAUUGUUUAGGAUCUCCUGCAGUGACAUCUCCAUCAACGUUCUACUCAUCUUCCUCGUGGGUGGCUUCCUUGCAGUUGGGUCUCUAAUACUGACCAUCCUGUCCUAUGUCUAUAUACUCAAAACUGUUCUUAAAAUACAAACUAAAGGCAAUAGAAGUAAAAUUUUCUCUACUUGUACCUCUCACCUGACAGUGAUGUUUUUAUAUUAUAUCUCUGGAUUGUUCAAUUAUUUUUGGCAAUGUGCUGGUCAUACAUUUUCUGGUGACAAAAUUGUAGCCGUUUUUUACGCGGUGAUCCUUCCUCUCCUCAAUCCUCUCGUUUACAGUCUGAGGAACCAGGAAAUCAGAACAGCAUUUCAACGUGUUUUCAGGAAGAUCUUACCGCCGAGAUAGAGACAAAGAAAGAUACGAAAGUACCUUCCUAUGUAUGACCUAUAUAAGAAAUCCUUUGAGCAAAUCGUUAUUUUAAUGUGCAUCUCUAGUCAGACUUUUUUUUAUUUUUUUCCAUUUGAAUAGA